Messenger RNA from Podarcis lilfordi (Lilford's wall lizard), 30190 nucleotides. NCBI's taxonomy places the organism in Eukaryota, Metazoa, Chordata, Lepidosauria, Squamata, Lacertidae. The record is from the annotation of a GenBank genome assembly.
CCUUUCCCUAUCUCUAGGCCCGCCCUUUGUCCUUCCACGCGCUCUUCCCUUUUCCUAGCCAGCGGCAUACUGGGCGGGGCGGGGGGAGGGCGUGGCCCCCGCCGGACUGGGCGUCGCGGCCUGAGUGAUAGGCAGGCGCAAACAAUGAGUUGCAGUCCAGCUGCGCGGAAGAGGGUCGCGCAGACGUCGGGUUCGCGAGCGGCGGCGCGCGGGCGAACGCGGAGCAGCCGUGAGUAAAGGGCCCUCCUCCGCGCGAAAAGUCUCCACAGCUUCUCCUCCGCUUCGCCUCUUCUGUCGCUCGCGGAGUUCUGCCUUGCUUUCUCUCCUGUGCUCCCUUCGCGUAACGCCCCACAGCCCUCCUUCGAAAGCCUUGCCUUAAAAAAAGGAAAACGACCACCAAUUCUGGACGUGGGUCCGUCUCUCCCGCACCUCAGGUUCCUCAGGGCUCGCGCAAGAAGAACGCAAAAGAGCCCCACCGUUUGAAGGGCAAGGCUGCUGAGACUGCAGCCCUUGGACCUUGUCUCCUCAGAGGGAAGCCUUCCUCCCAGGUCAAGGGGCUUCACGCUGCAACCUCCAGUUCCCCACAAGUGGCCAGGCAAGGGAAGUCCACAAGCAGGUAGAAAGCCAGCAGUGGAGGAGACGGCUAUAGAUGACCAUUACUGGCCACAAUGGCUAGACUCCGCCUCCACGGCCAGAGGCAGCCGUGCCUCUGAAGACCAGUGGCUGGAAACCACAGGAGGCGCGAGGGGUCUCGUUUGUGCUCAAAUCCUGCUUGCACUUUUCCCUCAAGCACCUGGUUGGCCACCGUGGGGACGGGAUGCCGGACUCAUCCAGCAAGCUCUUCUUAUGUUCCCUCCUUGUUUGCUGCCCAACACCUGAUGAGUAAUAUUGGCUAAUACAUUGUUUGUUUUCCUCUUAUUUUCUUGCCUAUCUUCUGCCAUGGAGCCAACCCCGAUGGGCAGGGUACAAAUAAUAAAAUCAUCAGCAUUAUUAUCCCCUGAGGUAGUGUUUGUGUGGUUCCCAGGUGGUCACCCAUCCGGGCAUUAACCUUCACAGCAGGGCCAAAACUAGACUUUAUUUCACCUGGGUUCAGCUUGGCACCUGUCCCCUCCCCCCACAUGCAUUUGUGUACACACACACACACACACACACACACACAGGAUGGAAGCCUCAAUGGCAACCUUAUGGAGACUUCAUCUGGGGCACAAAACCCAGCUAGUCCCAGUAGCUACGGUACUGUACACAGACUGGUUUAGCUUCACCGAACUGGUGGCCUCGCGUGUCUCCAGAUCAUGUUGCAGUAGCCAUUGAUAAACUUGCUUUUGGGCUUUCCAUUUCCUUUUAAAGUCAUCCAAGGCCAGCAGCCAUUGCCACAUCAUGCAAUGCUCAAUUCCCAAUAUUAAUUAUGAAUACUCUGAAGAGCUACCGGUACUUCCCUUUGUCUUUCCUGGAACUUCUGUGAUGUAAUUUCAUCCUGUCUGCUACUCACCCCGCAACACUCUAGUAUUGAAAGAGGAAGAGGAGGAUCCUCUUUAUCCAUGUUCUCUCGACUAUACAUAAUUCUAUAAUGUCACGGCACCCCUAAAAUCAUUUAAAAGUGUUUUAGCUAGUUUAAAAACUUAUUUUUUGUGCCCUAUGGACACUAUAUACUAUAUUCCAUAUUGAGUUGCUUCACCCUUUUAUACACACUCCUAAAAUAGAAUUGCUGUAAAAAAACCCCACCAACCUUCACACACACAUGCGCCAUUCCCUCUUCCACCCACAUAUUGUAUACCAGUGAUAUGUUUUCAUGGGUCUUAUUUAUACACAGCCAUGCUGAUUUUUCACACAUGGUUUGUAGCCACACAACAGUGUUGGCCUCUUCCCCACAUAUAACUGUAUAGCAGUGAUGUAAACGAUUUACAUUUAUCUGUAUCCUGCCUUUCUUCAAGAAGCUCAAACACAGUUUUGUUUAUUUAAAUACUUACCGGUAUCUGUUGCCUUUCUUGGCCAAGUUAAUUUCUCUCUUUGCAUUUCAUUCACUCCGCGUUUGUUCUUCACAACGACACAGUGAGGUCUGAGAGAUAGUGACAGCCCCAAAGUUACCAGGUGAGUUUCAUGACUGAAGUUGUGGGUGCAGUUUUCAUUACAAUUGCCCAAGAAUAUACUCUGCUCUGAUUAGUCUUUCUUUUGUCUUCUGCCAUCAAUGCAUUUCCACUUCAGGUUUCCUUAUAAAUGCAACUGCAUUAAGUAUUGGUAGGUUUCAAUCACUUGUUACCACAUUUUUAAGUUUAGCAGUUUGGCUGGCAUUACUGGGACUUGGAUAAGUGUUUUACUAUCCUCUCCUCCCCUGCGCCACAAGAUCCUACAUAUGAUUACUCAAAAGUAAGCUCCACUUAGUCCAAUGGGGCUUAUUCCCAGGUAAGGUGGACUCUCCUUCAUUUGAGGUUUUUAAAAAGUGUUUGGAUGACCAUCUAUCAAAGAUUCUUUAGCUGUGAUUGUUUAGCAGUGACAUUGGAGGGUUGAACUAGAUGGGCCCCUUCCAACUUUACAGUUCUACCAUUCAAAAUGAGAGAAGUCUUCAUCUGUUAAAGCCUUCUCUCACUGUGCAAAUCAUUUGAAAUGUCUGUAAAAUUUGGAACCAAUUCAUACAUUUAUUUUUGGGGUGCAGUAAAGUUCAUGUGAUGUCUUGACCACUUCAUUUUCACCUCUGAAAAUAAGGAGCAGUUUGUGUGAAAAAUAAACUGUUCCUAGGAGCACGAGUGUAUUACGUCGAUUAAAAAACAGUUAUUUCAUUCAGGACUACUGCAGCUUUUCAGCUGUAGGGAAUUUUGAACAAAUGGCUCCCUGUGUGAAAAUAAAAAGUACGAGGCCAUCACACAAGGGUAUUGCAACUUCAAAAUAGUUAUGUGAAUUGUUCCUAUGUUUGACUUGGAAGAACAUAUCCAGGGCCCUCCACUGCAUUUUAAAAUAAGGAGAAUGCAAGGCAUCCUGGGAACUGUAGUUUGUUAUGGAUGCUGCAAAGAGAGUAACUACAGUUCCCAGGAUUAGGGGAAAAGCAAUGUACUUUAAAUGUGCAUCGAAUACACUUUUAAUGUAUGGUGUGGAUCUGCCCACAACUUACUUUGUUUGCAUUUAAAAGAUAUAAUUUUAACUCAAAAAUGUGGGCACAACCUACUGAUGACUAACCACUUUCCAUUAUAAUGGGGAAUUUGGUACCCAUACAAUUCUCCCACUGAAAUAAAAAAUAUUUGAGUUUAGUUGGUAUGUGCUCUUGGAAGGGACUACAACUCCAUAGUAGAGUGCAAAGGGUUUGAAAUCCUGGCCUCUCCAUUUAAAACCACCUGGCAGCUGGUGAAGUGAAGUACACUCUCCCUGAGACCUUGGUCUAGUGCAAGGCACAGGCAAACUUGGCCCUCCAGAUGUUUUGGGACUACAACUCCCAUCAUCCCUAGCUAGCAGGACCAGUGGUCAGGGAUGGUGGGAGCUGUAGUCCCAAAACAUCUGGAGGGCCGAGUUUGCCUAUGCCUGGCCUAGUGAAUCAGAGUUGACAAUACUAGGCCGAAUGGACAAAUAUAGUCUUCCUUGCAGUAAGAUUAUGUGUCUUGUGUUUUUUUAAAGGUAGAAUUUAAUUUAAAUUAGUAAUUUUUUGGGGACGGACAGACAUGUUUUUAAGUGAAAGUUGGAAUUGACUUAGUGAAAUGGUUUUUGGAGGCACUGCUUUACAGCAGCCACAAUCUUAUUUCCAGGGUCAAAUUAUUGGGUGAUCGUCUUUUAGCAGUAGUGCUGUGGGGUGCAUCAAGGUACCAUCAUGUACCCAAUAUUGAUUAACAUCUAUAUGAAGCUGUUGGGAGUGGUGGUGAACUGGAUGAGGGCCAACAAACUUGACUCUGAAUCCUGGCAAGACGGAGGCAUAGUGUGUUGGUGAUCCUCAAGUCCAGAUAACUGGUCAGUUGCCUGCUUUGGAUGGGGUCAUACUCACCCUGCAAUAGCAGGUUUGUAGUCUGGGGUGCUCCUGUGUCCAUCUUUGCUUCUAGAGACCCAGGGAACCUCAAUGGUAAAAGGAGUGCCUUUUACCAGCUUCAAUUGGUAAGACAGCUGCAGUCAUUUCUGGACCGCAUUCACUGUCCACUGUUGCCUGUGUGCUGCUAAACUCCAGGAUUACUGCAAUGUGCUCUGUGUGGGGCUCCUCCUGACGUUGGUUUGGAAAUGGCAGCUACUGCAAACUACGGAAGUUCAGCUGCUCACUGGUCACUGCCUUAGUACGUCAUUGCUGAAAUAAUUCCUCUGCUAGUUAGCAAGUAGACGAAGUUUAGGUUUUGGUGUAUAAAGUCCUAUACAGCUUGGGACCAGGAUACAGGAAAGAUUGUCGAAAUUUGUCAGGUGCAUUUUGCAAUUGGCUAUUGGCCACUUGCAACCAAGUGAAGAUGCUCAGGUGCCAGGAUGACGCCUGACAUCACCACCUGGAGGUGCGUGCCUGGGGAUCCUUGGAUCUUGUCUGUUUUCACAUACUAACAACACAUCCUGUAGAAUUCUAUCUGUGAUAUUUUGUCUGCACGAUCAGAACGAAUUUCAGCAACCAAAAGAUCAUAUUGAAAAAUAGAACCUUCGAGCUGUCUGGCCCGCAAACAGCAACUAGACAUUCCUUUUUGGCCACUUGUAACCCUGGUUUUAGGGACGCGGGUGGUGCUGUGGGUUAUACCACAGAGCCUAGGACUUGCCGAUCAGAAGGUCACGGUUCAAAUCCCCGCGAUGGGGUGAGCUCCCGUUGCUCAGUCCCAGCUCCAGCCAACCUAACAGUUCGAAAGCACAUCAAAGUACAAGUAGAUAAAUAGGUACUGCUCUGGCGGGAAGGUAAACGGCGUUUCUGUGCACUGCUCUGGUUCGCCAGAAGUGGCUUAGUCAUGCUGGCCACAUGACCAGGAAGCUGCACGCCGGUUCCCUCGGCCAAUAAAGCGAGAUGGGCGUCGCAACCCCAGAGUCGGCCAUGACUGGACCUAAUGGUCAAGGGUCCCUUUUUAACCCUGGUUUAAGGAGCCAUUUGGUGCCUGGCUUACAUAUCAGCGUUUCUAACACUGCUCCCCCAUUAAUAUACCCAACUGACCAUUGUGAGCUACAGCUGAGGGCCUCGUGCUGACAUUAUUUAUGUGUUUGCCAUCCUGAGCAAGUGCAUAUAGAUUGAAAUAAUGGUGGUGGUAGUAGUAGUAGUAGUAGUCGUCAUCGUCGUAAGGAAUUUCCAGCCUUCCUUUAGCAAGUAGUUUAGUGUGUGUUAGAAUUAUAUCUGGAAAGCCCAAAUGAUUGUUGAGGGUGGGGCAGACUUUCACUAUAAUUCCCACGCAGAAAUAUUCUAGUGCAGCAGCUUGGAUAUUCAUUCCUGCACACAAGGGUUCCUCCACAAAACAGAUGGUUGGCACUGCUAGCUUUGGCAGCGCUGAUCAGACAUUUGGGCGGGGGUGUAUUUGGAAUUGGUCUUCCGCCCGAAACAGAUGAUUAGAGCAGGGAGUGCCAACCAUGUAGAGCAAAAAGCAUUCUCCAUUCCACAAGAGUCUUUAGCUGAGAUGCCGAAUGCCCUGCCCCACUUUAUCACAGUCUAAUGCAGGCCCUGUUCUAGAAAAACUAUCCAUCUGCUGGCCUGAAUCUGUUUUGAAUGAAGGUGAUGGUGUUUACUCACAUUAUAUUUUUUUAAAUGAUUUUAAAAAUGUUUUAAAAAUGAUUAAAUUUCAAAACUUGGAUUUAGGCAGUAGAUCUUACAUGCUACAGUUCAGAAAAGAACAUUUGCUUCACGCUUCAUUUAAAUUCAGAGAAGUUAGGUGUUUUGAUUUAUGACAGUUAAAUAACUAUCAUGCUAUUAAUGUUUGGCAAAUAGCAUGCUUUUUAAUAAAUCUCAUCUCUGUCAGAAGAACCCUGUCAGAAAGGAACCUCCCCCCCCAUCCAUUUGUUGUCAAUGUGCUGCAGCUAUUCAGUUCAUUUCACAACAGUUACUUGCCUACCAAAAUAGAGAUAAAAAUUAAUAGCUUGCCCAUUGCUACAUGCAUGAAUUUUGGUGUGGGGGAAUCUUUAAUUUCCAGUUUUAGAAAACACUGGUUGUAAAUAGCUAGUUGUUCUGAGGAUUACCAAACUUUUCUUAAAAGAAGAAACCCUUAAAAGGGAUGGGGCAGGAAAUACUUUGACUUUUUUUUUUUUAAAAAAAAAUCACUUUUAUGUAACCUCAAAGGAAUAUAUAGAAAAAUCACGGCCAGAGUCUGAGAGAGAGGCUUUCAUUUUAUGUUCUUCUUUAGGAAUUCUAGCUGACCAGUGCAGGAACAAAAAAUUUUUUUGCCUGAACUCUGACUGUGGGAGUGUCUAUAUACAGUGGUACCUCGGGUUAAGAACUUAAUUCGUUCUGGAUGUCUGUAUAACCUGAGAUACCACUGUAAUCUGUACAGGUAAACUGUACCUUUGUUGUAAUCUCCUCUUUAUCCUUCUUAUAAGUACAGUGCUACCUCAGGUUACAUAUUCUUCAGGUUACAGACUCUGCUAACCCAGAAAUAGUGCUUCAGGUUAAGAACUUUGCUUCAGGAUGAGAACAGAAAUCAUGCUCUGGCGGUGCGGCAGCAGCAGGACGCCCCAUUAGCUAAAGUGGUGCUUCAGGUUAAGAACAGUUUCAGGUUAAGAAUGGACCUCCAGAACAAAUUAAGUUCUUAGCCUGAGGUACCACUGUAUCUACAGGGAAACUCCCAAGCACUUUAUAUCUGAGUCAGCCCUGAUGUCUUUCUAGUAUGAGAAAGAACAAGGGAUAAUUGGAUGACAUUUCUACUUCACUUCUGGCACUCUGAAGAACUCUUUUUAGCUGAAAACUAUCUCUUAAUAUUUUUGCUUAGAAUCGAAUCUAGACCACUAGUCUGUCAAGGAGGUCUGGCACUUGCAUCUGACACUUUUUGUGUUACAAAGACACAUGUUGUGUCUUCAGCAAAGCGAGUUGUUUGCUACAUUAGUUAAAACUAAUUAGUUCCAGUUUUAAGGAUUAUAUGUUGCCUGUUCCAAUACAUGCUGCCUUGCGGCUUGCUUGGUUCAGUAUUUAGUCACAUGUUCCAGUCAAAUUGUGGUUGUAUAAAAACGGCAGAUUCAUCAAUUAAACUCACAGUUGUGCACAUAAAUUAUAACUGGCAGUUACAUUAAUAUAAGUUGUUUACAAAUUGGAUAAAACAAAUUUCAAACUACUUUACAGAAAUGUAUUCGCAAAUGCUUUACAGAUGUUGGUGGUUUGGGGCUCUGUUCUUUCCCCUGAAUGUUCCAAAAUAUUUCCCAUAUAGAAUCAUAGAAUUGUAGAGUUGGAAGGGACCACAAGGAUCAUCUAGUCCAACCCCCUGCAAUGCUGGAAUCUUUUACCCAACGUGGGGCUCGAACCCACAACCCUAAGAUUAGGAGUCACGGCUUGCUUGAUAGGCACUCUGUCCUUUGUGCAAUCAUUCUUCUUGCUGCAUGGAAGUUUGUACUUGGUAGUGGCACCCAAGCAUACACACCCUAUCAGAUAUAAAGAGUGCUUAUGUAUGAAAUGGACACUUUCGCUUUAAAAUAGGUUUAUUUAAGCAGAAACUCCUUUCCCAGUCAUCAAGAAUAUGUUUUUUGGAAUGAAAAGUAAGAAUUUACAUGUGCACAUAUUGUUUUUCGUUUAUUGUGACCAUUUGUAGUCUGCUGUUUAUUCAAAGGUCCCAGUGUAGAACAUACAUAAAUAUUUAAAACCAGAAAUUAACAAUAUAAAGCCUUGCAACAUACAACAUCAGUACAAUUCGCAACAUUAUUUAUUUAUUGGUUAAAUUUGUAUCCCACCCUUGCUCCCAAUAGGGCCCAAGGUAACACCUGUAGUGUAAUCUUUGAUACUGGCAAUGGAGGUAAAAAACAUCACCUAGGGAAGCAACUUUUUUCCUUUCUCAUAUAUUGCAGUAUACCUGCACUGUUGCAAUUAAAAUUUCCCCAGGAAAUCACCUAUCCAUGCCUGCAGCCAUCUCAAUUCAUGUCUUGAUUUUACCCUUUCAGGUAUUUAAGAAAGUGAAAACAAAACCAGGAUGUUUGCAAAAGCAACGAAGAAUUUUGUGAGAGAAAUUGACUGUGGAGGAGACUUGAUCCCCGUAUCUCAGCUCAAUAACUUGGACAAAUUACAGUUCCUGAACAUAGUGACAAAGAAGAAGAAAACCUGGUGCUGGCAGAAACCCAAGUAUCAUCUCUUAUCAGUCACAUUGAAUGAUGUGCUUGCUAAAGAUGAACCCAUAAAACCAGGUAAAAUUAGUUACACGUUGCCACAGGAGAUAAGAAAGUAUAAAGUCCAAGCCGUUAAUAAAAAAAGUAUUUCAAAUCAGACUGCAGAAGAUUUGCCCGCUUUAAUUUUUGAAAACUUUUAAAUAUUCAGUUUCGUAAAGACAGAUGUUAGGGACACGGGUGACACUGUGGGUUAAACCACAGAGUCUAGGACUUGCUGAUCAGAAGGUUGGCGGUUCGAAUCCCCGCAACGGGGUGAGCUCCCGUUGCUCGGUCCCUGCUCCUGCCAACCUAGCAGUUUGAAAGCACGUCAAAGUGCAAGUAUAUAAAUAGGUACCGCUCCAGCGGGAAGGUAAAUGGCGUUUCCGUGCUCUGGUUCACCAGAAGCAGCUUAGUCAUGCUGGCCACAUGACCCGGAAGCUGUAUGCCGGCUCCCUCGACCAGUAAAGCGAGAUGAGUGCCGCAACCCCAGAGUCGGCCACAACUGGACCUAAUGGUCAGGGGUCCCUUUACCUUUUUAAAGGCAGAUGUUGCCAUGUUAAUGCAUUUUAACAUGUCCUUUUAAAGUAUAUAUAAGAUACUAAUAAAUUUUCCAAUGCAAACACAAAUGGAAUUUUAUUGCACUGAUGUUCUUAAGUGGCUAUCAGGCUUUUCUGUAUUUCAGAUACACAUCCUCAAGCUGGUAACUUUUAGAGGAGUAAGUCUGUUUCAGAAGAAAAACCCACAGCAUUUUUAUAUGUAUUUGCUUAUUGAUAAAAAUAUGUAUAUACCAAUAACUUUAUAGAAAACAUGUACAGCAAAUAUAAAACCCACAGGAAACACAAGAAAAAUGGGAAAGCAAAAAAAUUACAAGGAAAUGGCCAAUCACAUAAUAUUCAUCCAAUUGAAAAGUCCUGUUGACACACACACACAAAUAAUACUAAAUAUAAUACUGAUGGCGCUUCACUCCCAAUGUUCCCAUAUAUUAAAUAACAUUGGGGAUAGCAGAGUCUUGUGAUGCCUCGCAGACAUAUAAGAUUUAUUGUGGUGCAAGUUUCUGUGAGCUAUAGUCCACUUCAUCAUUAGGUGCAGUCAGGAUGAAGCAACUUUAGCAGAACUUAGAAUCAUAGAAUUAUAGCAUUCUAUGAUUUCUUCUUGUGUUUCCAAUCUAAUGUUUUGGUGGCUAAGCUACUUCUAUGCUUUUGCUUGUUUUCCAAGUGGUUGUGGAGUCUGAUUUUGUGAAGUACGAGGGCAAGUUUGAAGACUAUGUCAAAGGAAACAUUGAAACUUCAUUUGGAACGAUUAAUCUAGGAGCUGGAGGAAGAGGUGUUGUGGAAAGCCAGUCGUCAUUUGGAAAUCUGAAAAAGCAAGAAGCUGACUUACAGAAGCUUAUGAAGGAUGUCAAGGGAAAGUAGGUAUUCAGCUUCAAAGCAGUUAUCCUUGAGAAGUUAUUAUUAUAUAUAUAUUUUGGAAUGCACUUAUUAUUAAGGCAAUGUAGUUGAAGGUGCAACAUUUCCACAGUACUUUCCAAAAUUGUGAAUUUUUAUAUAUAUAAUAAGUAUUUAUUUGUUAUGAAACAAUCUGCAUACUUAAAAUCGGAAUUAACUGACUUUGCAAUAUGUUUUGCCAUUUUGCUCUGAUGGAAGCUCUCAAGGUAAGCUAUGUAAUGACAAAGUUUCAAGCUACCGUAUUUUUCUGUGUAUAAGAUGCCCCCAUGUAUAAGACGACCCCUAUUUUUUUAACCCAAAAUUAAGAAAUUAAGUUAUUUAGCUUUUUGGGGUGGGGGUGGGGGAGGUCACUUCCACAAGUCGCUCACCCAUCUGCCCACCACUGCUGAUCGCUUGCCACAGCCACUGCCAAUUGCACAACUCGCCGCAGCCACCAAUUGUCUGCCCACUCGCCUCCACCAACAGCCCACCCACCCACUUGCUGUAACUGCCAAUCACCUGCCCACCUCACCACAGCCACCAAUCACCUGCCCAAUCGCUGCUGCCAAUCUCCUGCUUGCUGCUGCCAUUAAUCACACAUCCCCCUCUGCAUUCACUUUCCAUGUAUAAGGCGACACCCAAUUUUUGCCUAAUUUUUUUCUGCAAAAAGCAUCGUCUUAUACAUGGAAAAAUAUAGUAAUUCUACCAAUGGACUAAACCAUGACAUUGCUUCUCUCAUUUUUUUUUCAAAUGUCCAUAACUUCUAAGGGGUAAUUAUUAUUAUUUCAGGACACUUUUAAUGUGUGCUGUUCUGUUGUGGUGUUGUUGGGGUUCUGUACAUCAGAGAUUUCCAAAAUGCUUGUUGUGACAUGUUAGAGUGUUGGCUGUAGUGUGUAGGUGCGUUGCACGAAUGCUCUCCGCACUUCUUCUGGGGCUGGGAAGGGGUUAGUUUAACCUCCAGUUUGCUAGUAAAACUGACUAUGUCGCGAAAUGAUGCAUGUCUAAAAAGUGUGACACCAACAUGGAAAGUUUGGAAAGCUCUGCUGUAUAUUAUGUUGGAAGCUGUGCAGAGUGGCUGAGGCAACCCAGUCAGAUGGGUGGGAUACAAAAUAAAAUAUUUUUAUUAGCUGAGUUAGUCUGUUAUGGCAAAGGCAACAAAGGGUCUUCUAGCACAUAAAACCUUAAAAACCCAAAAACCUUAUGCCAUCAUAAUUACGGUAGCAUGAUCGUUGGUGCCUUUACUGAUCUUUCCAUAAUUGCAGUGAGCUAAGUAACCACCCAACUGGGUGUGGCUUUUAAAUGGUUUUUAAUUGAGGAAGAUACAGAACAAGGUAGUGCCACAACCCGGUAAGCUGUUGGGCCAAACUGAAGCUUUAUAGUACGGGUCGUGCUUUGUAAGCAUGCCUGAAAUUAAUCCACUGGAAAGCUGUAUUUUGAAUUGGAUUAAUAGACAAACUAACAUGGGGCUCUGCUUGGUGGAAUGUGACAGAGGAUUAGAUUAGUGUGUGCUGGUCUAGUUAGCUCCCUUCCGAGGGGAUAAAACUUGGCUUUAUACAAUUGCAGGCGGUGUUUUGGGUAGAGGGAAUUAGGUGGUGGUUUAUUGCUCCAGCACACUGAGGAGAGACAAGAAACAAGAUUCAGAGUUCAAACCCCUUUGCAAUUUCAUAACUAUAUGCUAUGGGGAUUUUUUUCACCAAAACAGUAAUUCUUUCCACCCCCAACUCCUUUGUGUAUAUUUGUGCUACUCCUGAUCAACAUCUGUAGAAACCUACUGCUUCCUAUGGAAUUGAAUAGCCGUAGAAUGAAUUAUCCUUGGUGUUGAUUAGUCAUAUAGACUUAUUUACUGAUGUAUGUCAGUUAGGUAAAGUCAAGAGGGAAUAGGUAGAGUGUAUACUAUAGACAGCAUCUUAAAAAGCAGAGACAUCACUUUGCCAACAAAGGUCCGUAUAAUUAAAGCUAUGGCUUUCCCAAUAGAAGUGAGAAGUGAGAACUGGACCAUAAAGAAGGCUGGUCGCCGAAGAAUUGAUGCUUUUGAAUUAUGGUGCUGGAGGAAACUCCUGAGAGUCCCAUGGACUGCAAGAAGAUCAAACGUAUCCAUUCUUAAGGAAAUCAGCCCCAAAGGACAGAUUCUGAAGCUGAGGCUCCAAUAUUUUGGCCACCUCAUGAAAAGAGAAGACUCCCUGGAAAAGACCCUGAUGUUGGGAAAGAUUGAGGGCACAAGGAGAAGGGGACGACAAAGGACGAGACGGUUGGACAGUGUUCUCAAAGCUACCAGCAUGAGUUUGACCAAACUGCGGGAGGCAGUGGAAGACAGGAGGGCCUAGUGUGCUCUGGUCCAUGCAGCCAUGAAGAGUCGGACACAACUAAACGACUAAACAACAACAACAACAAAAUACUAUAGAUUAUAAAUAGUAUUUAUACAACCUUUAAGAAGAGAGACAACAGCAACGUGUUUGGAAUCCCAUGCAGAGAAUGCGUAUUUGGAAUCGCACAGAGCAGGGCAGUAGGUAGCAACAACAACAACAAAAGGGGGUAGUGAAAGGACUGAGUAUUCGGUCCUUCUCCUCACCUGUGUAAACAACCCUUCUGCUUCAAAUACAACCUCCUUAAGUGGCUUUUCCUUGGAGGACCAUCUGGGAUUUGUUACAAAUGUUUGCAUGUAACAUCUAGUUCAGGUAUUGAGUCUCCUUGAAACAGAGGAAGGAGCAAGAACUUUUGCACUUAACCGUGCAGAAGAAUGAAUAUCUCUUUAAUUGCUAUCCUCCUAGAUUUACCUGUUAAUUGAUAUUAGGAUGCAUUUUCUAGGCACUGUAAUAGCUAGCUUGUAAAAGCUUGCUGCAAUUGACGUUAUUAGCUUAACAGUGUGCCAUUAACAGGUUUCUUUGACUAUAAUGAAUCCUGCUCUCUGGAGAUUAUUAAGGAAGUCUACAAUCUUCUUUGGGGAAAUAUUUUUUCCCAUUCUCUUGGCACAUUGGGACAUGAUUACCUAUUAAUACCAUUAGAUUUUUGAAAGGAUUGCCUGCUCCCAUAGAAACCAGCCUUGUUGAGACUUUCAUCAGAGGUUCUUCUUGUGAAUGCCCCUGCUUGCUCACAUGACGUGGCUGGCUGCCAGGUAUCAGGUGAUGCCCCAGCUAUGGAACUGCAUCCUCAGAUUGAUUUACCAGACUAGCAAGGAACAUCUGCUUGCAAAACUCUUGUUUGUGCCUCUCUGGUUUGCAAUUUGCCACCAAAGAAUGAACACUUUAUCAGCCUCUUACAGAUCAGUGCUCUGCACGUAGUUCAUGGGUUGUCAACCUGGUCCCUACCGACCACUAGUGGGCGUUUCAGGAUUCUGGGUGGGUGGUAGGGAAUUCUACAACACAAGCUGAAUCCUCCUUCCAUCGAGCACUGAUGGGCAGUAAGGAGAUUUUUACCAUCAAGAAAGAUGCAUUAGUGGGCGGUAGGUAUAAAAAGGUUGACUACACCUGAUGUAGUUAAUAAAGAUACUUUUUUUCCUGGGUAGCAAUUUUUGUCUGUUUCAUACUCCUUCUUCAGGGCUGUUAAUCUGCACAAUACAUUGCUGCAACAAAUGCUUGAAAGAAAGCAUGAAGUUCUUUGUAUCCUGACAAAAAGAAUAGUAACAACCCAGAAAUGUUUAAUAUCUGAACAUAUUCAGACAGAAGAAAAAAUGGCUAGUAUGGUGGGGAUAAAGACAAAAGUUAUCAAGGUAAGAACUGGAAAAAAAUUGAAUGCAGUUCAUUAUAGAUACGUACUGUUGAAUUGCACCAUGCACACAUUUAACUUGAGUGAUUUCAGCUUUACGUACUUGGCGGCUGGCCAGCUGAAAUUGUACAAAAUAAAUGCACGCAGGGCAGAGAGCUGAAGAACUCUCAGAAUGGCUUGCCAGGCUUUGGGAAGCUCUUGUGUGGACUCUGGGAGGCUGUCACAAGAUCUCAGAUAGCCCUGCAAGAUAUGGCAAAAACCUCCCCAGAGCCCAGUGAGCAAGGCGGAAAGCACCUUGCGUGGGGCAAGAUCUGCUCGGCGCACCAACUUCAAAAAGGUAGGGAUGCUUGCACGGGAUACAUUCCAGGGUUGUUUUGACGAUACACAAUUUUGGCUUUAUGCACAAUCCCCGGAACAUAACCCCUGCAUAAGUUGCAGUUUGACUGUGUUUUCCUAAAGUAAACUGUGACAUGUUCCAUUUAGCGUCUUAAGAUUAUCUGUGCUGUUAUAGGCCCCUGUAGCUUUCCUGCUUCUGAACAGUUCUUCACAAGUAUGCAGUGAUUCCACAUGCCGAGGUUCAGCUCUGUGGGACAUUCUCCUACGGAAGCUCAGUUGCAAGGAAAGCUUUGCAAUAAUACAUGCCUUUAAUUUCCUCGUUUUAUUUCGGCACAUGCUGGGGAAGCUCCUUAUGGAUUGUCCCCUAAGUCUAAUCAGGGGUGGGAAAACCUUUGGCCCUCCAGAGUCUUUUGGACCACUACCCCCCACCAUCUGUAACCUUGGGUCCUGAUGGCUGGGGCUGGGGAAGCUGGAGUCCCAACAACAUCCAAGGAAACCACAGGUUCCACAUCCUUUGGUCUGCUUACUAAAAAUUACAUGGCUUCAUAGAACUAAAGUUCUGUAUACAUGUUUGUGCCUGCUCACCCCCCACACCCCAGCCCCACUACUUUCUGCUGGCAGGUGUUUCAGAAUAUUGGUGUCUGUGAAAAGAAAAAAUCAUUUCCCUAUGGCAGGAUUACUCUAGAGCAGUGCUAGCUGGGGGUGCCUUUGGGCAAGAUACCUCCAACAGGCUCUGCUUUCUGCACCCAUCUCCACCUUGCCACUGCCCUUUACUUGCCCUCUCCUUCUUGGUGCAAUCUGCAUGACCACCCAGAGGGAGAGUGCAAAGCAAGUGGAAAGCAUUGCUUUAUUCUCGCCCUGCUUGGAGAAGGGAGGCAGCCAAAGAAAGGAAGAGGAGCAUCAGGGCCACGAAGCUCAGGAAGUCAGUAGCUGGUCUCUUACAAAGCUUUGAACCCAGGUGCCCAGUGAUGCUGGCCUCUGCCUCUGAAUCUGCUCCAGAUUAAGAUUUCGAGACGGCUCUUUUAAAAGAGUGAACCCUGAGCGAUCUGAGGGACGUUUGUCAGGAUGCUUUUCCUAAACGUGUACUUAAGACACUGCAAAAAUGGCGCACCAUCUUCUCCGUGUGGAAAUAUUCCUGUCCAGGUUGGAAGCUAUAUAUCAGCAUAGAGGUGCUUUGCCAAGCCUAUGUCACAAACUCAGGCUAACAAUACAAAACACUUGCAUUGGACUGAAGUCCUAUUAAGUCUACUGCUCUGGUCAGCGGUGUAGAAGCUCACAAGCAGUGUUACAGAGAUGGUCCCACAUGGCUGUGUCUCUGGUACCCUGGUAAGCAGAAAGUUAUAUACUGCCUCUAUUGCUGGACGAUCAAUAUAUAGCCAUGGAGGAUCAUUCUUAUGGUAGACCUGUGGCCAAUUCCAAUAAUGGUUUAAAAACCAAUUUAAGCUUUUUUGGGCACAGCCAACUAGCAGAGGUUGGUAUAUUAGGACAAAGGGGGCACUGUCCUGCCAAACUCAGCUUGCCCUCUGACAUUCCUCAUCUGCCUACCCUCUUUCUUCUGCAUCAGGCAGAGCUCUGCCUGUCCUUGUUGCUGGUUUCACGUAAGGCUUCUCUAAUGGGCACCAGCAACUACUUGUGGUCAACCUUGUGGAAACAAAUUCUGUAACAUCUGCACCCUGUGAAAAAGAACACAUUUUCGUUUUCUGUUUCAUCAACUUUUGUAACUGGCUUAGAAAGGAUGGAGAGAGCCUUUUUUGUGGUUGUUGUUUUUUUGUAGUGCUACAUAACUAAGUAUGUUGUUUAUCUUAACAUUCAUUUUGUCUGCAAGUUAUUAGUGGCACUGAAUUAAGCCAGUGUAAAUUAAAGAGCGGAUUAAUAUCUCCCUCAGGUAUCAGUGAGUGAAAAUGGGAAUGUGAUAAAGGAUUCUAAUGUGAUCUUGGAGAUCCCUGCUCCCACAGCUAUUGCUUAUGGUGUAAUAGAACUUUAUGUAAAGCGUGACGGACAAUUUGGUAAGUAAUAUGUUCAUCUUCUUCCCUUGAGCAGCAUUACCAGCCUCUGUAGCCUGAUGAGCGAUGCAUAUUUGCUAGGAUUAGGACAUGAUACAGUCAAUCAAGUUGUUCACUGUCCGAUAACUUUUGAGUAGAGUUAGAGGGGGGAAACAAUACAAGGAUUUGGAAGUGUACACAGUUGCUUAAAGCCAUUCUUGCCUUUGCUGAAUUUGAAAAUGCACUUUUACAUUUAAGAGGGACUCUGUCCACAGUGUGUUGUCUUGGGUGUAUUACAAAAGAGUCUGUCUGUUAUCAUAAAUGAGCAAACGUAUUAGUGACACAAGAGUCUUACUCCCCAACAGAUCCAUCUGUCAGAGUCGGUCUUGUUCUUUUGCUAACUCAUUCAGCUGCUAUAAUCCAUUGUUGCUCAUACACCAUCUGCUUUCACAGUAGAGUUUCUCCUAGCCUUCUUUUCAAUCAUUCCCCUCCUGCUGAACCUCAAUAGUACUUCAUAAGCACCCUGCAGGGUUUUGUGUAAUUUUUGGUGGAUGUUUCGGCAAUUUAUGGAUGUUCAACACAAAAAUGGAGGCAGAGAAAACUUCUUCCACUCUGUUCACUGCCUCUGCCUCCCAAACCUCCCACGGGACUCAAAGCAUCAGGCAGGAUACAGUUAAAGGAGUUCUUGAAAGGGAAAUUCACAGCUUUGCAGUAGACACCCAGUAAGGGUUGCCUUAUGUGACCUGCAAAAAAAAUGAUCUGACUAGUGCAGGGGAACCAAUUUGUCAAAUGGGUGGGACCACCCACCUGUCAAUCAACUGACAUCAUAAUGGUCAGGGGUGGCCCAAGACAUUUGGGUACCUGAGGCAGACCCCAGAAUGGCGUUCUCCCUAUCAGGGAAGAUCUACAUCAGGAACAACGGGAGGAGAAGGAAGAUCAACCUACCACCUUGCCCCGUGGGUGGGCUGGCUCUCAUAAUGGUGUCAGGUGGUUUGGCACUUUGACGUUCCAAAGUCAGGACUUCGAAGCACCUUGCAUGCAGCAAGGUGUGGCUAUAAUGAAGGUCUUUCCCUUCAUUUUAGCCACUGCUGCUGUUCUGAUACAAGGAAGGAAAAAGCUAUUUUAGCAUCACUUUACUACUUGUGAAGGUGCUUCGAAGCCCCAACUUGAGGACUUCACAGCACAUUCAAACUGAGCAGGAUUCAGGAUGGGGAUUGCGUUGAAACCACUGCUUGAAACAAAGGGGAGAACUUCAUUUUAGCAGAGUUUUCUAUCCUACUUAACACUGGGUUAACCCGAACCAUGCAGGAUUGACCUCCCUGGCCAAUUCUGCUUUGUGCAAUGCUUUAGAAGCUCCCAACAACCAAGUGGUGGUUGGGCACUUCAGAAGCUGCCCAAGGGGGCUUUAUAGGUGUAGGAUGGGUGAGCAGGUGUGACUUGCCCAAAAUGGCUUUGUGGGCAGGCACAGUUUGGCCUGUGGGCAAGACCUUCCCCAUCCCUGAACCAGUGAGAGGAAUCAAAGGUUUCCUCAUUACGGCCCUCCAGAGCUGGUGACCUGCAGUGCCUCAGACUUAUAUGUGUCCAUAUAAGUUCACUGGGCCAAACUGAUGUUUGAAGGACCUGAUGCCUGAAUUGACCCUUGCCUGCUGGGUAUCUAGUAUGCAGUGAUUUCAGACAGAAUUUCUUUUCUACCAUUUAUUACCCUCUUCCACUUGCUCAUCCUUCUCAGCAGUGCAAGAGUGUCUUAUAGGCUUGCCUGGAACUCAUUUGACAUUGGCAAAAGGCCAGUGAAAAGAUCCAUCUGAGGGGCAGGUUAAAUGCAAAGCCUUCAAGCACCUCAUUUGUUUGCAGUGUUCAUGGGUGGUAGCAUAGGAGUUUUAUUUGGCUGAUAUAAGAGAAUGGAGCAGAUAUUAUUGUUGCUGUAGUUAUCAAGAUAUUCUGGUUCAUCUCCACAUAUAAAUUUUAACACUAUGGAUAUAAUUUGAUAGAGUGCUUGUGUGUAUGCACAGAUCUUAAGAUGACAACUAAGCAUGAACAUUAAUGAUAAAAUAGUAACAUUUCCAGCCUCUAUAUCUUCUCCCUAUUGGAAUGGUUUGUUUGAUCGAGAUAACAAGUGCAACACCCCUGGGUUUAUUAACUUCUGCCCUCUUCGUUGCUGCCCUGCCCUUUUUGGUAUUUGGUGAUCUUAUCUCUCAGGCGUCAUAUAAGAUGGAUGUCUCCACUAUCUCAAUUUAUGUAUAGGGAAAGUUCUGGUGUUUUAUUAUGUUUUUAUGUGGGGUCUUUUAUGUGGAGUCUGCUAUAGAACAAGAGUCCACAACCCUACCUCAUGUGGGGAGGCCCAGUGAACGAAGUGUGUCACCAAGCAAAGCAUAUUUCCUCUAAUACCCAGUUAGUCACUCCUCCCACAGGAGCUAGUGAAAUAAGUAUGUCAGCAUGGGAACGUAGAUGCUGCAAGGCAAGCUGUUUCCACUAUUCAGGGAGAAUAUGCUAUAGCAGAAGGGCGUUCCUGAUCUCUUUCCUUGGUGCCCAGCAACUUGAGCAAAGAAUAACUCCCUUCAAAUUGGGCCCAUAAAAGUUUUAUUGACUUGUGUAGUAAUGUUUUAUGGCAGCAAAUCGCAAGGGAUUAUUGCAUGCUUGAUGCUCGAUCAGUUUUCCAUACAGUGGUACCUCGGGUUAAAUAAUUCGUUCCAGAGGUCCGUUCUUAACCUGAAACUGUUCUUAACCUGAAGCACCAAUUUAGCUAAUGGGGCCUCCUGCUGCUGCCGUGAUGCCAGAGCCCGAUUUCUGUUCUCAUCCUGAAGCAAAGUUCUUAACCUGAAGCACUAUUUCUGGGUUAGUGGAGUUUGUAACCUGAAGCGUAUGUAACCUGAAGUGUAUGUAACCAGAAACCUUGGUAGGUUUCUGGAUGAAACAUCGGCUCUGGAUCCAUUCCAGUCUGGCUUCCGCGCUGGUCAUGGGACCGAGACGGCUCUGGUCGCCCUAACAGAUGAUCUCCGCAGGCAGCUGGAUCGAGGCGGGUCGGGGCUGCUGAUUCUUCUAGACCUGUCAGCAGCCUUCGACAUGGUUGAUCACGAACUCCUGGACCACCGCCUUGCCGACGUGGGGAUCCAGGGCACAGUCCUUCAAUGGCUGCGCUCGUUUCUCUCCGGUCGGGGGACAGAGGGUGGCGCUUGGGGGGGCAUUGUCAUCCCGCCACUCCUUGGUGUGUGGAGUGCCUCAGGGUGCGAUACUCUCCCGAUGCUUUUAACAUCUUUAUGCGCCCCUCGCCCAGCUUGUCCGGAGUUUUGGGCUGGGUUGCCAUCAGUAUGCCGAUGACACCCAACUCUAUCUGUUGAUGGAUGGCCAUCCUGACUCGGCCCCAGACACACUGACCAGAUGUUUGGAAGCUGUGGCUGGAUGGUUACGCGGAAGCCGGUUGAAGUUAAAUCCUUCGAAGACAGAGGUCCUCUGGCUGGGACGGGACGAUAUGGGAUUGGGGGGGCAACUCCCAUCUCUUGCGGGGGUGCAAUUAGUGCCAGCACCGUCCGUUAAGAGUUUGGGUGUAAUCUUCGACACCUCCCUCUCUAUGGAGGCGCAGAUUACAGCUAUAACAAAGGCGGCAUUUUUCAUCUCCGCCAAGCUAAGCAGUUGGCCCCUUAUCUCUCUCGCCCUGACCUAGCCACUGUGAUCCACGCGACGGUCACCUCCAGACUGGAUUAUUGUAACUCGCUCUACGUGGGGCUGCCCUUGAGACUGACCCAGAAACUCCAGCGGGUGCAGAAUGCCGCGGCGAGACUCCUUAUGGGGUCUUCGCUGCGAGACCACAUUCAUCCGGUACUAUACCAGCUGCACUGGCUCCCGGUGGAGUACAGGAUCAGGUUUAAGGUGCUGGUUUUAACCUUUAAAGCCCUAUACGGCCUAGGACCCUCGUACCUACGGGACCGCCUCUCCUGGUAUGCCCCACAGAGGAACCUACGGUCUGCAAAUAAAAACAUCCUGAAGGUCCCAGGCCUCAGAGAGGUUAGGCUGGCCUCAACUAGAGCCAGGGCUUUCUCGGCUGCGGCUCCAAUCUGGUGGAACGCUCUGUCACAAGAGACUAGGGCCCUGCGGGACCUGACAUCUUUCCGCAGGGCCUGCAAGACAGAGUUGUUCCACCAGGCCUUUGGUCAGGGCCCAGCCUGACUCCCACCUCCGGCAACCUGCACAGAACUUUGCUUAACGGUUGCCAUUAAUUUGAUUUUAAUUAAUUUUAUAAUGAAAUGUUUUUAGAAUGUUGAUUAUUUGAUUGUUUGAUUAUUUGUUUGUUGUUAGCCGCCCUGAGCCUGGCUUUGGCUGGGGAGGGCGGGAUAUAAAUAAAAUUUAUUAUUAUUAUUAUUAUUACCACUGUAUUCUGUUUCUUCCCAUUGAAUUGCAAAAAGGACCAAGUCUAGAGUUCUGGAUUAGCACCAUCUGUACCCUUGGUAUAUCAUCUCCUUUAUUCUUCUGCGAUGCUCUUGGAAUACUUCUUCUCUUUGCUAAAUUUCACAGUGAGUUUACCUCUCUGUAGCCCUGCCCAUUAAGAUGUCCUCCAAAUGGCCAGAAUGUGUAUGAACACAGUCUCAGCUCACUUACGGUCCCCAUCUCAGAUUCUUGCUCACUUUGCAUCCACAGUGAGCCUCUGGUUGCAAAUUGAUAUAUCGAAGUGGGGUAGAAGUAAAUCCUUGCCACAUAAUUUCAGGGUAGCUUGUAUCUGCUCACAAGGGGCUGCUUUGCUUUAUGCUUCUAUGUUUUCCUUCAUUUCCAGUGCUCUUUCUGGAAAUGCAUCUGGUAGUAUUGGUAGCACAUGUGGCUCUUUAUAACUCUUAGCAAACCACAGCCCAUAUUUCUUCGUGGCUUUGCCAGCAUGGAACACACAGUGCCUUUUUGCCAGCUAGAAUUAGGGAAUUGUAAUCAUGCAAAUAGGCUUUAGGAAGAGUGGGAAGGGCAGUGCUCUAACAGCCACUGAUAUCACAUAGCUGUGAAUAUUGGACAGUUGACCAGCUAUGAUAUGGUUUGUCCCCAUUAAUAUUUGGGGGGAGAUCCUUCGGCUGUAUGUACACUCUACAUUUAAAGCACAUUUCGUCGUUGCCCCUAAGAAAAAGAAUAUUGGGAACUGUGGUUUGUUAAAGGUCCUGGGAACUGUAGCUCUGAGAGAGGUAAAUUGCAGUUCCCAGAAUUCUUGGUUAGGCAAUAAGUUUUAAAUUUGCUUUCUGUAUGGUGCAGAUCUGGAUCACAGGUCCAGAUGCCACUUACUCCUCGCUGCUUCCUAUCUGGCUUAUGAAGAUAUCUUUUCCUCCUGCCUGAUCCUGGAGUUCAGAAGGAUAAGGCAGGCUUCCAGACAGACUUACUCACUUGGGACAUUAUUAGAUAAGAUUGCCCUGGGAACAGAAGUUAAUUCAAUAGUGUUACCAAUAUCUCUUCUUUCCAAUGUUCGCAGCCAGCUCUUAUUAGCUUUAACAGAGGCACAAGAAGCGCCAUGGUGGAGUCUCAUUACUCUUGGGAAUAGCUUUAAUUUGUAUUGCUCUCCUCCCCCCCCCCCAUCUUGCCGUGUUGCUUGCCUGGGUCUCAAAGGGUUUUUAAUAUGCCAACAGCUCCACAAACAAUUGCUUCCUUCAUCUCAUUCUCCAGCACAGAGGUUUGCGUGGCCGCGGCCUUUUUAUCUUUGAUGGAAAUGCUUCUUUCCUGGUGCUCUGUUUGUAUUUCCCUUUUUAUACACGUCCUCAAUUCAGUGAGAAGGGAUAUGGAUGUGGAACAGUUAUAUUUAAAUUCUGAACAUGGGCUGUGAAGUUGACAGUUAGCAUUGCUCCUCCCGUCUCACAUUUAUCCUUAAGUCUGCUGUUCUCUUCAUGCAGAUUUCAUUACAGUUUUGCAAGAGUGCUGGGGAAAGUGAAAUCUUGUCCAUUUUCUCAUAGAUCCGUUUCUCAAAAUAUCCAUGUUGUUAACUCUGGCUCUGAUGAUAAUAAUAACAAUAUAAUAAUAAUUUAUUAUUUAUACGCCGCCCAUCUGGCUGAGUCUCCCCAGCCACUCUGGGCGGCUCCCAAUCAAAUGUUAAAAACAGUACAGCAUUAAAUAUUAAAAAUGUCCCUAAACAGGGCUGCCUUCAGAUGUCUUUUAAAGAUAGGAUAACUGCUUAUUUCCUUCACAUCUGAAGGGAGGGUGUUCCACAGGGUGGGCGCCACUACCGAGAAGGCCCUCUGUCUGAGAAUUUGUUUUCUACGCAAUUGACAUGGAAUCAGGUACCUAGAUGAAUGAUGGACUCUCCCUCACUAGGGGUCUUUAAACAGAGCCAGUAGAAAUCUAUCAUCUGUCGAGGGAUCUUCUAGCUCUUGAAUUUUUUCAGAGGAAGGAGUUGAACUAGAGCAGUGAUGGCCAAACUUGGCCCUCCAGCUGUUUUGGGACUACAAUUCCCAUCAUCUCUGACCACUGGUCCUGUUAGCUAGGGAUGAUGGGAGUUGUAGUCCCAAAACAGCUGGAGGGCCAAGUCUGGCCAUCACUGAAGUAGAGGGCCUCCAAAAACCACUCCCACUCUUUUAGAAAGUUCCCAUCCACACUACAAAUUAAAAGAGCAUGGCUUCCACCUCCAGCCCCCAGAGAAUCCUCGAAACCAUAGUUUGUUGAGGGUGCUGGGGCAAACUACAGGAAUCUUUGGAAGAGGCAAUGUGCUUUAAAUGUAUGGUGCGGCUGCAUCCAGAAACAAAGCAUAUAAUAUUAUUUUAGUUUUUCCUUCUGCAAAAUGAGAGUGCUGCAAUCUGACUGCUAUAUGUAUUUUCUAAAAGCUUAUAAAGCAUAGAGUGAAUUGGUUGUGAUAUUCAAAAGCGCUCGCCCCCCCCCUCUCUUUUUCAAACAAGAUCACACCUUGAAUAGAAAGGGGCGGGUUGUUUAGCUGCUGCCUCUUCAAGAUUCCAUAAGAGUUCUCUGAAAAGUCAGGAAAAACUUCCUUAACUCAAAGUCCUUUCCUGGCUGGGCUGUAUGUGCGGCCUGAUGUCCACUAGGGGGAGUGGUGGAGCCAGAUCCAAAUCUAACCAGUUCCAUCCUUUGUCAAAAGCAAAUCUGCACAUAUUUCUGUGUGGGCCACGCAGAGCAAACUUAACCCAAAGGUGUGUAGUCAAGUAGCCCAUCCUAUGGGAAUGGUACUUAAUGAUAGCAAGCCACACAAUAUUUAGGUUUUCAUUCCACUGUCUUUCUGUACAGAUGGGACAAAGAGGGAGUAUGAAUCCUGAAUCGCUAGGACUUAAGUUCCUUUGGGUGACAGCAGAAAAACUGUUAACGGUAUUCAUCCUAGUAGUUUGCUUCUAUUAGCAAAUGUGUAUUUUGAUGAAUGGACAGCCGAGUAAAUGGACAGUUAGAUACAAUCUCUUUCACAUAACUGUGGGUCUCGUGGUGUGAUGUGGUAUUUACCGUAACAUGACAGGGGGGAAAUGUUUCUCAUGGCAACCUUCACUAGUUAAAAAAAUUUAAACAUGGUACUUGGAUCCAAUUCUCAUUUAUAUCUUUGAGGAGCUGUAAAAUAAACAUACCAUGUUUUAGCAAACUUGCUAAUUAGCUACGAUUGUGUAGCCCUCCUUCCCAACCAGUUAAAGACUUGCGGGGCAGUAAUUUAGCAAUUUUCUUUUUCUCUCUAAAAGUUCAGGUGCACAGGAAGAAUAGUUUGGCGUAUGUGUGUGUUUGGCAGGCUAACAUGUAAUCAAAAGGCAUCUUCUGGGUAAUUUUUUGUUGCUGUGUUUCCAAAGUCUUUCUGGAUAACUCAGUCAAGCCCUUUCUGUUUGACAGAAUUCUGCCUGCUACAUGACCAAGAGGGUGGCUUUGAGAGGGAGAGCAUGGAAGGACCAGCUUACCAUUCUGCAGCUUUCCGAUAUCCUUUCUUCCCCCAUCUUCUGGAUGCUGUCGAUAGCGAGAAUCCGCCAGGCCCUGUCCCCAGUGAUGCCCCAUUAAGUGUUUUGAGCAAAGGUAGGACUGGGGGGAAAGUGUUAAGAAGUACAAAAGAAAACCUGGCUCACAUUAGGAACAAAAUGAGAGAUCAACCUGUUUUCAGUUUUAAAUAGGCCUUCUGAAAAGCUCUUAGAAAUCAGGGUACACAAAGGAACGUUGGGAUGUGUGGGGGAGGAGAUUGGUGGAGAUACAUCUGCCAACCUGAUUGCUGCAGCAUGGAAAGAGGGGUUUGAAAUUCCCCUCCUGGUCUGUACUUCCAGCUCUUGAACCUAAGAAAUAGACAAUUAUAUUGGUAUUGCAGCAAACUUCACACCCAGCCUGAGCAAGACAGUGUUGUGCAACUUACUGUUAAAUGGAGAGGGAAACACUGGUGUCAGCUGCUGGUUCAUAAAAUUCUCAUCCCUCCGAGUAGAAAAGGCCACAUGCUCCACGUGUUGAUAUGUACAAAAUAAAGAGGUGGUGUUUUGGGUUUGGGCAGGGAUUUUUUUAGUUACACUGGUCAACAACAAAUUUGUUGUCUGAGUUUUUUCAGCUGAUUUAGGACAAAUCUGAUGCGCUGAAUCCAAAAAUCACAUUGGUUUUGCUCAAUCAGGUCAAGUUUUUGAGCUAUGGCCACAUGUCUUUUUUUACGUUUUUGUUCACAUGUAUGCUUGUGUGGAGCAUUUUAGAAGAAGUUGGUGGGGGUAAAAUGCCUUGUCAAAUAAUUGUUUUGAUUGGAAAUGAUUAUUUUAAUGACAAGAAGUAUUCAGGUCCGAUAGUUCUGGGUGAUUAUGUCGAAAAGGGAUCAGUUUGAAGUCAUAAAACCUCGAAAUUUUCCAUAAAUUGGUGCAGCAAAGCAUAAAGUUGGGGGAUCAAAACUAAGUUAAUGGGGCAGCCACCCCACGAAGUAUCCUGAUCUUCAAUCAGCACGUCAUCCUGUAGCUCAUUGUGAUGAAAUUCCAGUGCCUAUCUUCGGAGAACUUCCUGACAUUAGUGACGAAGAUGCCUCCAGUGUUGAAGGACAUGAAGAAGAAGGAGUGGUUCUUGAAGAUGAUGCUCCACAUCCAUUUUCCCAAAAGGAGUUGAAUGAUCUAGUUUGCAUCCUCAGCUUGUCAAAGGACUCUGCCGAACUGUUGGUAUCCAGAUUGAAGGGAAAAAACCUCCUCUGUGACAGUGCUCGCAUCAGCUUCUUCCGCAACAGGCAUCAAGAGUACCUCCGUUUUUUCUUGGAAGAGAAGGACUUGGUGUACUGUGCAGAUAUUGCGCAGCUUCUGCUCAAGCUUGGAGUGCCACAGUACGAACCCAAAGAUUGGAGACUGUUCAUUGACAGCAGCAAGCGAUCACUGAAAUGUGUUCUGCUACACAACGGCAACCAGUUUGCCUCUAUACCCCUGGCUCACUCGAGUACACUGAAGGAGAACUAUGAAGCAGUGAAGUAUGUGCUGGAGAAAAUUGGUUAUGAUCAGCAUAAGUGGUUUAUUUGUGUUGACCUGAAGAUGGUGAACUUUUUGUUGGGACAACAGUCUGGCUUCACCAAGUACCCAUGUUUUCUGUGCAUGUGGGAUAGUAGGGACCGUGCUCAGCAUUACACGAAGAAGGACUGGCCUGUGCAGGAGGAAUUGGUGCCUUGCAAAGAAAGGAACGUCAUCAACGACCCUCUGGUGGACAGAGACAGAAUACUCUUCCCACCGCUGCACAUCAAGCUUGGCUUAAUCAAGCAGUUCACCAAGGCUCUGGACAAGGAUGGUGACUGCUUCAUUUACUUGUGCCAGGCUUUUCCAGGAUUGACCAUGGAGAAGUUGAAAGCUGGCAUCUUUGACGGUCCUCAGAUCCGUCAGCUCAUCAGAGAUCCAGAGUUCGGAAACUCAAUGAACGAAGUGGAACUGGAAGCAUGGAAGGCAUUUGUUCUGGUAGUGAAGAACUUUCUUGGCAACAAUAAGGCCAGAAACUACGCAGAACUUGUCAACAACAUGCUGCUUUCAGAAACCUGGGCUGCAACAUGAGCAUCAAGAUGCACUACCUAUUUUCACAUAUGGACCCGUUUCCUGAGAACCUGGGUUCAAUGAGUGACGAGCAGGGGGAGAGAUUCCAUCAGGACAUGAAAGAGAUGGAGACCAGGUAUCAGGGUUGCUGGGACGCAGUCAUGAUGGCUGACUACUGUUGGACUCUGAAGAGAGACCUCCGUGCCGCUGAGCAUUCCAGGAGUUCCAAGAAACAGAAGUUCAAGCCCUGAAGUUUGAAAAAUGGUGAAGCAACAUGCAAUUUAUGUGUACUUACCUUUAUCAAUGCCCACCAUUCAAUUUACAGAAAACCUGACCUGAUGGAGAGGAACGGAUGCCAUUUCCUGAUUCAGCAGUGCAAAAAUACCCUAAAUCAGUCGUAGAAAUCUAGACAACAUUCAAAAAGUAAAAAAUUGUUGCCCAGUGUUAUCAAUGAAUUGAGAUCCCCUCAAUGGAUCUGAGAUUGGUGUCCACCAUUGGAUAUAUUUAUACCACUCUUCCCCUCGAAGUGCGUAUGUGGGUUUGCUUUGGAUUCCCCCGCAAAAAUUGGGAGGGGAAACGAAUUAUAUCUUCCCCUUUGUCCACCUCCAAGUUGCUCUGUACAAUUGCACCCAUAUUUCUGGAGCAUUUUCUAUGCACACGUUUUUCAAGGUGUGGUUUCCUUUUACAUAGCAUGCUAUUGGUCUAUAGGCUCCUUUCCUGGACAACCGUUACGGCAUGUGAAGGUACCAAAUGUCAAAAUGUGGUGCUUUGGAACGUGUGCUUCCUGUUCUGCUUGGAAGGUAGAUCAUUCCUUGCCGUGAACUUAAUUGCGAACUAUUUUGGCUACACUGUGCCCCUUCCAAACUGUUCCAAAUUAAUGUUUUGGGAUGCACGCAUGGAAUAGCAAUUUUUUGCAGAGCAUUUGUUGCACAGCAUGGAAACAUUUUCUUAAUUAAAUUCCCCAGCAGAGGCUUACUUAGCACCUUGACCCUGCAGAACCUUGUUUUUGCUCAGGAAGCGCCGCCUUACUCGACAAAGUCAUGAGAGAGGUAGAUGCAGAAGCUGUAAAUGAGGGUCAAAUUGAGAUUUAGGGCAGCGAAAAUUGGUUGCUGAUGUGCGCUUGCUGUAUCUUGCCCAAUUAAGGUCUAGUCAGACAAAGUUGUGAGAAGAAAAAGAAUUAGUUUUCAGGACAGGGGAGAGCAGGUUGCAGCUUGCUUUGCCUUACAGCUUUGAAGCUGCUUUUUCUGCUUCAGCAAAGAGCUUCCAUAACACCUUUGCAUAAGGCCUCUGAAUGUGGUCUUUUCCCCAAGUUGGUCCAGAGCUAUGAUAAAAAUCGGCCAUUUUUCAAUCAAUGAAACAAAAUAGGACUUUCUCUGGAACAGGUAAAUUGAUUGAAGAAAAGGAAUCUCUCUGUAUUGCUGAAAUUGAAGUGUUUUUUGGUUGAGUCUCCCCACGACUGUUUUCUUGGUUUGCUGCUCUAUGUGACUAUUUCAAAGGCUUGUGGCUGCUUCUUGAUUUCAUUGGCUUACUCUACCCAGUUCAAGCAAUCCUUAAACGUAUUUGCAACUGAUCCAAAUUUAGGCCUCAUUUGCCAUUCAAUCCCAGGUUUUAUUAUCUGCUCUAUAAAUGAAUAGUACGUGAAUGUACUAUGGGUUUUUCUCUUUUACAGGCUGAGUGCAUCCAGAAAAAGCAUUUAUGUUGCAGUUUGAGUUAUGUUUGAGUUCCGGGCAUUCACUUUGCUAGCUACUCUUCAUACAUUUUCUGCACAUAAAAGCUUCCUCUUUCUAGAAUUGCAGGUUGUUUUUUAAAAAAGAAAUCAGUUUUCAAAAUAAAUGCUGCAUUUGUAGAGUUGCCCCAUAAACACCCUGAUAAAUCAUAAUGGAGUAAAACAUGUACAGUAUAUUUAUAUAGAUGUAGCAUUUAUUAAAAUGAAACAAAAAACCAAGAAAUAAGUGGUGCAUUGGGUGAAAAAGGGCAAAUUCAGCAUUUUUAAAAAAGUUUCUGUUAAUGAAGAAGAGGCACAACAAUAAUUAGGAACAGAUAUGCUGUUUAAAAAAAAGUGAGAACCUGGGGCCCUCCAGAUGUUGUUGAACUCCAAAUCCCAUCAGGUCCAGCCAGCAUGGCCAAUGGGAGUUGAAGUCCAACCUCUGGAGCGGCACCGGUCCCCCGCACCCCUAAACCAUUUGCAGAGUUUUACCUCUCUAGUGCAGUGCAAGCUUUCCUGCAACAAAACCCAGAAGUGGAAUGCAAAGUAGUUAACAAAUGGAGGGCAAAUUUGGCACCUCGCUGUGAUUUCUAUCCCAGGAAAGAUUGUAUUGUUACGCCUUGAAAACAUAUUUAGUAGUAAUGCUCUAAUUCAGAAAUGGAGAUCUUGUCGUCGUCCCCCGCCAAAAAAAACUGCAAGCCCCAGCCCCAGCCAGCAUGGCCAGUGGUCAGAAAUGAUGGGAGUUGCAGUCCAAUAUCAUCUGGUGCUGCAUCCCUGCUUUUAAAAAAUGUUUCAUUGAACUGGUCACCUUUGGUUGAGAUGCUGUUGAAAGUGUUGCCCCUUCAAAUCCCUUUCAGUGUGGUUUCUAUCAGCUUGCUUAAUGUGUGUCCCCUUUUGUCUCCAAAAGAUGCCUUGCAGUUCAAGACCCAUUUCCAGCCCUUCAUGAAGCUAACAGAGGAAAAGCAGGGAACUUUAUACCAACUACUCUGUGAUUUUCUGCUUCAGGAAGAAAUGGUGACUGAGCUGGAGGAUGUGGUAAUCUUUUUCUUUCUUUCUAAAUACGCAAACUUUCUCCUUUUUAUUUAUAAGCAAUAAUAGCUGAUUUUUGACCCCCGCCCCCACGGGCUGAUGUAUUUCUGGUCCCAUGUUCAGCAUCUCAUCAACACUGUCUGUUCUUUACAGCUGGACCAUAUAUGUACAGAAGACAAACCAGAACUCCUUGUAAUGGUGGAGUCAAAGCCACCAGAGCAUAAAAACAUAGAGGAUUUCUUACAGCUUGUUGGAAUCCGUUUACGGAACAAACAGUUCCUGCAAAAGGACCCAUUUUCCAACAAGGAGCUCCUCUUAGCGGCUCACAUCCUCCUCAGUGCUAUAGCAGGUACAGUAAGAAAAAAGAAAUUAGCUGCUUGGUGGUUCUAGAACUGGGAAAGAAACACCCACCCUGAAAGACUUUGGAAAACGGACCACAGCUGUAGGCUAGAUUGGGUCAAUGGCCAAAUUUUGUGUGAAGCAGUUGCCAUUUCUUCCCUUCCAUGACAUCAUUUGUCUACUCUAUUCCAACUCCCUGCGAUAAAGGCAUAUUUCGCCCAACGUGGGACUUGAACCCUCAACCCUGAGAUUAAAAGUCUCAUGCUCUGCCGACUGAGCAAUUUUGCUUUCUCCUGUGAUGCAGGAGAGCAUGCAGUCUUGAGCAGCAGCAUUGCGAGUGCAAAGCUCAGUUGCCUGGUUCAAGAAGCCAGUUUGCUACAUUCUGUGAAGUCGAUGGCUGGUAAAUUGAGGCUGGGAAGAGAGAUGUUCGCUUCUGCUGGGAAACUUGUUAAGCUAUUGCUGGUUCCUAAAGAAUAGCGAUGUCUGUUCUGCUACUUGAUUAUUAUUUUUUAGGAUUAUUUUUCUCAUUCCCUCCCCCCUGUCCCCCAAUUCUAGAUUUCAUGAGUUUACGUUGUUAAGGUUUCCAUAUAGGCUUGUUUCACUGCUAUGUACAAAUUUUCAAUUUCAUCCUUCUCAAAGUUUUGGUUUGCCUCUUAUUUCCUUGCUGCAGAACUGUCCGAUUAUGCGCUUGUCCUGCUUCGCGCCUGCUGUGAACUCCAGGUUGUCCCUGCUCUCUGUUGCUUGGUAAGUCCUGCAGUCACAAGUGUGCGAAGUCACGAUAGCAGCGUGGCUUUGCCCCUUGCAUCAUCCACGGCCGGCAUGGCCAGUAAUCAAGGAUGUUGACAAUUGUCAUCAGUAGCAUUUGGACUGCCAGAGGCUCUGCCAUUCCUGGCACAUAUGGCCCCACUCCCAUUAUAGCCUCACAUGAGCCCUAGUAUAGGCUGAGAGAUACUGACUGACAAGGUCAUCUAGUGAGUUUCCUGCCCGAGUGGGGAUUUGAACUCAGGUCCUAGUUCAGCACUCUCUCUAAAUAUUUUAAGUUCACCCUCGCUACUGAAGAGGUUCACUUGAAACUUCGUUGUAAAUGCCUCUUAACCUUUCUUUCUCUCUGUCUCUGAACAGCCUAACAGGACCUCAGCGGACGGCACGCUAACACUUGCAGAUCCAGCGCUAGCUCCCCUUGCUGACACCCAAAGGUUUCAGAUAGCACAAAGGCUGUUUGCUUUAUCAAACAUUAACCUUGAGAUGACCGAGUCUUGCAUAAAAGCUGUAACCAUGAAGAAACCCAGAUUUUCCCCAAUCAUUCUCUAUAUAGCAUUGUAUGGACUUCAUGCAUUAGGCUGUAAAACAGCUCAGGCUUGAAGCAGCGGCCUGGGUGGUUUAAUAGGAUAACUAACGGCAGUAUUUAAUAUCUGUCAUAAUAGAGUUGGACCUGGCUGAUUUGCAUCAUUACAAUGGGAACAUGGGCAAAUUGGCUGUGCCACUGGAGCAUGGCAGAAGUUGAAAUGGAGUGUAUAAAUGAAAAUAUUGAAGAGCCAUGCAAGGGUGCUUCAUCUGCAAUGCACAUAUUAAAACAGUUUUUGUCUCCUC